AUGAACACUCACACAAUUACUUAUCCUAAACCUUUAAUUCGUAUUAUGCAACAUUCAAAAACAGAUUGCUCAAGUGUUUCGUCAACAUAAUCUUACGAAUCUCAUUUUACAGAUAUCGAAAGACCUGAAAAUCCUAUGAUAAAGAAUUUUGUGGACAAUCAAGAAGAUGAUCUUGACAACUUCUUUGAUCAACUAGAAUGA
Paramecium pentaurelia is the source of this 201-nucleotide messenger RNA. NCBI's taxonomy places the organism in Eukaryota, Ciliophora, Oligohymenophorea, Peniculida, Parameciidae. The record is from the annotation of a GenBank genome assembly.